Messenger RNA from Lytechinus variegatus (green sea urchin), 2716 nucleotides. Its product is annotated as vacuolar protein sorting-associated protein 51 homolog. Gene Ontology annotation, biological process: lysosomal transport; Golgi organization; endocytic recycling. The record is from RefSeq and is a predicted model, not a curated record. Gene Ontology annotation, cellular component: EARP complex; GARP complex; membrane. Bases 84 to 2483 code for a protein of 799 amino acids. The transcript has 20 exons. Lineage: Eukaryota; Metazoa; Echinodermata; Echinoidea; Temnopleuroida; Toxopneustidae.
GCACGACACCGUGAACAUUACAGUGGACUCCGAUUUUUUUGUAACAGUCGAAUCUUAAUGAAUGGUUAAUAAUAUUGUGCACAAUGAGUGAGGGAUCAUCAGAAGGCGGGGCGGCAAAGUCCCGGAAGAAACAUGGCAUGCUGAAGAUGUACUACGGUCUGGACGACCAACAGGAGAAGCCGUCCAACAUGAACCCUACGGACAUCAACGGUGCUUACUUUAACCCAGAGGUCUAUCUUACAAUGAUCAUGAAGGAAAAGAGACUCAACGAUCUCAUCGAUAAAGAAGCCGAGAUGGUGAAACAAAUCCGCUCAUUAGACAGUGAUAUGCAGACCUUAGUCUAUGAGAACUACAAUAAAUUCAUCAGCGCCACAGACACUAUACGAAAGAUGAAAACUGAUUUUAAGAAAAUGGAGGAAGAGAUGGAUCGCUUAGCAACCAACAUGGAUACCAUUGCUGACUUCAGUGAGAAGAUCAGCUCGACAUUGCAGGAAAGAAGAGCUCAGAUCACCAAGUUGAGUGGUGUUCAUUCACUCCUCAAAAAGUUGCAGUUCUUAUUUGAGCUUCCUGCCAGACUCAAUAAAUGCAUCUCGAUGAAAGCUUACAGUCAAGCUGUCAGAUACUACUCUAAAGCACGUGUUGUCCUGCUUCAGUAUCAGCACAUGCCUUCAUUCCACGGUAUCCAUAGAGACUGCAAUGAAAUCGUCAAUGAACUCAGGCUCAAGUUAAGAGAACAGUUCGGGAACAAAGAGUCUGAUGCUAAACAGCUAGCUGAAUGUGUAGAUCUGUUGCUGCAACUCAAAGAACCACCCGAUGAGCUCUGUGAUGAGUUUCUUUCUCAUGCCCGACACAAGUUGGACGAGAGUCUGAGAGAGAUGUCUAGUCAUGUUGCGACCGGUAGACAGCGGACCGCAUCCAGCCCUGAGGAAGAUGAGGAUGGUGGUGACGUUCAGGAGGGGGGGAGACCCUCUGAUAAGAUCAUGAGGUCACUUCCUAUGGAUAUCUUGGAGUUUGUUGACAGCAGCUGUAAUGGUUUUCUUGAGAACAUCUGUUUAGUAAUAGCCUCUUACAAGGAGCUCUUUGUGAACAGGCAAGCUGGAGAUUCGCAGGAAGAGGAGGAGUUGGAGCAGGUCGCUCAUGCCAAGCUUGGUCAGUUUGUGGAUUCCAGGAUGCAACAGUACUUUACAUGUAUUCAGGAUAGAAUACAAGCUGAGAAAUCUUCUGUGGAGAAUUCGCUGCUGGUGAGAGCGUUAGAUCGAUUCUUCAAGCGGCUUCAAGCGGUCCAUCGUCUCUUACCGGACCUCAAGAUUCUCCAGCGGGGAGCUGAUAUCGUAGCAGCAGCUGCCAAGGAGAGGGCCCAGUACUACGGGGAUGGUCUUAAGAAGCACUUUGCAGAGUGUAUAACCGACAUCCGUCAGACGCUGUGUGCCCCGAGAGUGGUGGGCAAGCAGUCCGCACCCAACCUAGCUGAACUAGUUAAUGUAACAUCGUCAUCCGUCAUCGAUCAAGUCAAACUCGUGCUUACUAGUCUCAAGUCAUUCCUCGGCCAAGAUAUCACGUUUGCUCAGUCUUUGUUCUUUGCUACCAAGUAUCCCACCAAGACAGUGAGAGAAGGGCUCCUAGUCGACUUCCUCAGGCACAUCUUCCAGACCUGUACAAAUCUUUGUGAAGGAGGAGGAGAGAAAGGAUCAGCACCUCAUACACUCAUCUUGAUCUUAUCAAGACUCCUAGUCGACUUUGAAACAACUCAUAUCAUACAACUGCUUGGUACUUGCAAUGCUCAGUUCUUGAUCGAAGAUAGUCGAGGCCUGACCCAGACAUCGACCCUCUGCUCGGAAGCCAAAGAUUCUGCCCAGCUGCUUCUCAACCACUACGUGCAGUCACAGGGCCUGCAGAUAUCCCAAAUGUUGAGGAAGAGUGUGGACACGAGAGACUGGCUGAACACGAUUGAACCCCGCAACGUGAGGGCGGUGAUGAAGCGUGUCGUCGAGGACAUCACGGCCAUCGAUAGCAAUGUGGGAUCGCUGUACGAGGAGGGGACUCGUAAAGCGCACAGCAGCGAUUCCAGCAAGAGGACGUACCAGAGUUUUAGUGUAUCCAGGCAGCCACGGACGCAGAGGAGUUACACUCCAAGCACGACAUUUGAUACCAGUCUGAUGAGCAACAUCCAGAAGCUCUUCUCUGAGAGGAUAGAAAUCUUCAGCAGUGUGGAAUUCUCUAAGGUCUCCGUCGUUACUGGCAUCAUCAAGAUUAGCUUGAAGACAUUCCUUGAGUGUGUCAGACUGAGGACAUUUGGAAGAUAUGGCCUCCAACAGAUUCAGGUGGACACCCACUAUCUCAACCUCUAUUUAUGGAGAUUUGUAUCAGAUGAGAAAUUGGUACACUUUUUGUUGGAUGAGAUCGUAGGCAGUGCUGUUCACAGAUGUCUAGAUGCAACUCUUAUGGAAUCGAGUAUCGUGGAAGUGAUAUGCGAACGAGGAUGAAAUCGUCAAUGCGUGCAAUCAAGACUGGUCAUUUAUAUAGUCUAUCAGGAUAUCAUUUUGGGACAGACAGCUAUAUGUUCGUAUUCAAAUAAUGUUUCAAUAUAUGAUAAUUGUUUCGUAUUUCUUUGGCCAACUGUAUGGUAGCAAGAUGUAAUAUAGAAUUUGAUAUAUUUAUCUUUUUUAUCGUCAUGGUGAUCCUGAGUUACAAAAUUUUUCAAGAUGUCCGAUGACAA